ACUGACCUACUCUCAGGUUUUUUAACAGCAUGGAGUUCAGUGUCUCCCCACUUCUUCAGUCAUAAGAAACACAGAGAAAGAGAGAGGGGGAGAGCGAGAGAUAGAUGAUGGCGUUCUCCUUCUCGCCCACGUCGUCUUCAUCUCUGUUGCACUCUAAUCUGAACUUGAUAGAGAAGGGGGCGUCCCUCCCUGCACAACUCGGCUGCUCGCUCAUCUGCCCUUUCAGACAUCCUUCCUUAGCCAGAAAAAGGUGCACUCUAAGAAAGGAGAGAAAAGAAAUUGGUCACACAGUUGCUUCUAUCACUGAUUUUUCUGUGGAUAAAUCCAUUGAAACAGCAGCUCUUCUGAAAGGUGAGACAUGGUCUGUCCAUAAAUUUGGUGGAACAUGUGUUGGAACUCCCAAGAGAAUCCAGAACGUGGCAGAGAUAGUUGUCAGUGACCCAUCCGAAAGAAAGGUUGUAGUUGUUUCUGCCAUGUCAAAAGUAACUGACAGCAUGUAUGACUUAAUUUACAAAGCACAGUCUAGGGAUGAUUCUUAUGUUUCAGCAUUGGAUAGCCUCUAUGAGAAACAUAAGGUUACAGCGAGUGAGUUGCUUGAUGGAGAUGUUCUUGCUUCUUUCCUUUCUCGGUUGCAUCAAGAUAUCACCAAUUUAAAGGCAAUGCUUCGUGCUAUAUAUAUAGCUGGUCAUGCUACGGAGUCGUUUUCAGACUUUGUUGUGGGUCAUGGUGAAUUGUGGUCCGCUCAGAUGCUGUCUGCUGUUGUCAAUAAGUUGGGAGUGAAAUGUAGUUGGAUGGACACAAGAGAUGUCCUUGUUGUUAAUCCUACUAAUUCAAAUCAAGUGGAUCCUGAUUAUGUUGAAUCUGAGAAGCGACUGGAGAAAUGGUUUUCCCAAAGUCCAGCUUCAACCAUCAUUGCUACUGGCUUUAUUGCUAGCACUCCCAAAAAUAUUCCAACAACUUUAAAGAGGGAUGGAAGUGACUUCUCUGCUGCAAUUAUUGGUGCACUUUUCAGAGCUAAGCAAGUCACUAUAUGGACGGAUGUUGAUGGAGUAUAUAGUGCAGAUCCUAGAAAAGUUAGUGAGGCUAUAAUUCUUAAAACGCUAUCUUAUCAGGAGGCCUGGGAACUGUCAUAUUUUGGAGCAAAUGUCUUGCAUCCUCGCACUAUAAUUCCAGUGAUGAGGUACAACAUUCCUAUUGUCAUAAGAAAUGUAUUUAAUCACUCCUCUCCUGGAACAACGAUAUGCCACCCCAGUGCCGAUGAAAACGAGGAAUCAAGCUUGAACGCUGUUGUGAAGGGUUUUGCAACAAUAGAUAAUUUAGCUCUUGUUAAUGUUGAAGGGACUGGAAUGGCUGGUGUUCCUGGUACAGCUAGUGCCAUAUUUGGUGCUGUUAAGGAAGUAGGAGCUAAUGUUAUAAUGAUAUCCCAGGCUAGUAGCGAGCACUCUGUGUGCUUUGCGGUGCCUGACAAGGAAGUGGGUGCAGUUGCUGAUGCCUUGGAGUCCAGAUUUCGUCAGGCUUUGGAUGCUGGGCGCCUUUCUAAGAUUGAAGUUGUCAGGAAUUGCAGUAUUUUGGCAGCAGUGGGGCAGAAAAUGGCAAGUACUCCUGGAGUCAGUGCUACCCUUUUCAAUGCUCUUGCCAAGGCUAAUGUGAAUAUUAGAGCCAUAGCUCAGGGUUGCUCUGAGUACAACAUUACAGUAGUUUUGAAACGUGAGGAUUGCAUAAGGGCUUUGCGAGCUGCACAUUCAAUAUUUUUCCUGUCAAAAACGACUCUAUCUGUUGGCAUCAUCGGGCCAGGAUUGAUUGGGGGUACAUUGCUUGAUCAGCUCCGAGAUCAGGCUGCAACUCUCAAGGAGGAAUUCAAUAUUGAUCUGCGUGUCAUGGGAAUUACUGGCACACGAAAAAUGGUCUUGAAUGAUGUGGGAAUUGACUUGUCAAGAUGGAGAGAACUUCUAAAAGAGGAGUCAGAAGAAGGUGACUUGGAGAAAUUUACUCAACACGUUAAUGCAAGGCAUUUCAUUCCAAACACCGUCAUAGUGGACUGCACUGCUAGUUCAGAAAUAGCAAACAAUUACUAUGAUUGGUUACGCAGAGGAAUCCAUGUAAUCACCCCAAACAAAAAGGCCAAUUCAGGGCCUCUUGAGCGGUACUUGAAGAUAAGAGAACUUCAGCGUAGAUCUUACACUCAUUACUUUUACGAGGCAACUGUUGGGGCUGGUCUUCCAAUUAUUAGCACCUUGCGUGGACUGCUAGAAACUGGUGACAGAGUUUUGCGCAUUGAGGGCAUAUUCAGUGGGACAUUGAGUUACAUAUUCAACAACUUCGCUGGUGAACAGCAAUUCAGUGAAGUGGUAGCAGAAGCGAAAGACUCUGGCUACACUGAACCAGAUCCUAGGGAUGAUCUUUCAGGAAUGGAUGUCGCUAGAAAGGUAAUAAUACUUGCAAGAGAAUCAGGUUUGAAGCUGGAGCUUUCUGAUAUUCCUGUACAAAGUCUUGUUCCAGAGCCUUUGACUAAAUGCUCGUCGGCUGAGGAAUUCAUGCAGCAACUGAACAAAUAUGAUGGUGAAAUUGCAAAGCAGAGGAUAGAAGCUGCAAAUAAUGGCGAGGUGUUGAGAUAUGUGGGAGUUGUUGAUGUGGUUAAUAACAAGGGAAGUGUUUCACUGAAGCGUUACCCAAAAGAGCAUCCCUUUGCACAGCUCUCUGGUUCUGAUAACAUAAUCGCCUUCACAACAAUUAGAUACAAAAAUCAGCCACUUAUUGUUAGAGGACCGGGUGCUGGUGCAGAGGUUACUGCAGGAGGUAUUUUCAGUGACAUCCUCCGAUUGGCUUCCUACCUUGGUGCGCCUUCCUAAUGAUGUCACUCACAAACUUGGAGUAAAGAUUAUCCUGUUUUACUUUUUGUCUCAUUUCGAGUUAAAUUAAGUAUUCGGCAAUUCUCCUUGGGAAGUGUCCAACGAUGGUUUUGGAAUUGAGAUUUUGUACUUUUAGUCA
Molecule: messenger RNA, 2988 nt
Organism: Nymphaea colorata (pocket water lily)
Lineage: Eukaryota; Viridiplantae; Streptophyta; Magnoliopsida; Nymphaeales; Nymphaeaceae
Product: bifunctional aspartokinase/homoserine dehydrogenase 1, chloroplastic-like
Exons: 18
Coding region: 105-2849 (914 amino acids)
Biological process (GO): aspartate family amino acid biosynthetic process; L-homoserine biosynthetic process
Molecular function (GO): aspartate kinase activity; NADP binding; homoserine dehydrogenase activity
Source: RefSeq, a predicted model, not a curated record